Messenger RNA from Diabrotica virgifera virgifera (western corn rootworm), 7203 nucleotides. RefSeq names its product zinc finger protein 182-like. NCBI's taxonomy places the organism in Eukaryota, Metazoa, Arthropoda, Insecta, Coleoptera, Chrysomelidae. Gene Ontology annotation, molecular function: zinc ion binding. Gene Ontology annotation, cellular component: nucleus. The coding region runs from base 2391 to 3458 and encodes 355 amino acids. The transcript is spliced from 5 exons. The record is from RefSeq and is a predicted model, not a curated record.
UAUUAUCACUUUUUAGAAGCACUCAAUAGAUAAAAAGCCUAUAUUUGCCUAUAUUAAUACAGAAAACAAGGUGAUAAGAUAAUACAUCAGCUUAGGAUAUAAACAAUGGAUAUUUGUUAUACUUGAACACUUUAUCUGUGGCAUUUUAUUAAGGUUUAGCCGUUUCAGUAAUCUUUACAGUGAUUUAGAUCUAAUUUAAGGCGUAAUAAGGAAACCGACCUUGUAUAUAAAAAAAGAAAAAAUGCCACACCACCACGAUCACCACCACCAUCACCACCACCACCACAAUCGUGGAAUAAUUGGUGAGAUCAUCCACGACGUGCUACAUCCCAAUCACCAUCAUCACCACCCUCCACCACCACCGCCAAUAAUUCCAGUACCAGUUCCAGUUCCGACAAACUACGGGCCACCUCCUCCUUACUACGGACCACCAAUGCCACCGCCACCACAAACCUGGUAUGGACCAUACGGACUACCACCUUGCGGUCAUUCGGGAUAUAGCCACGGGUGCCAUCACUGCCACCACCAUCACCGUCGUCAUUAUUGCUAAAAAGACUUGGUUUAAACAAUUGUCAGUUGUACAUUGUACAAUAAUAGUACUUAUAAGAUUUUAAUAAAGUACUAUUUACUGGACUAGGUGUCGAAAUUUAUACUUUGUUGUACAGUAGUGCACGUAUUGGAUCUUGUAUUCGAGUUUCCUUAGACAGUAUUAGACACUAUGAUUUUAGCAUAGCAAUUUUAUUAUAAAGAUUAUAUUUUUGCACUUCUAUAAAUAAGAAAAAAUAAUUUCAAACAUAUUUUUAUUUGAACUUAAUUUUACCUUGUAAUAAAUUCAUCUUGUGAACAAUAUGUCGUAUGAUUUUUACAGCAUUACCAACAGAACAGAUAUCAAUAGAUUUCGUUUUACUCUUCUGUCAAUGUUUUCGGCGAAAUACUUAAGUUAAUGGAGAACAGAAUGAUCAUUAAGACUGUAUACAAGACAAGAUAUGUCAGGAUAUAAAGAGAAAUACAAAAUAAAAUAAGCAAUGCAAAGGAAAAUUAGUUGAAUGAAGUCACCGGGAGCUAAAGACGCAGGCACGGAAAUAAUCUAAUUGAUGGCAAAGGCAGAUAGCAGCAGACAACGUAACAAAAAUACAAACAUGAAAAUAAUGCAUACAGCCUUUUGAAAGAUGAAAGACUAGGUCCAACACUAUCAGACGAACCAGGCAGCGGACUAAUGAUAAAUAAAUGAAGAGGUAAUAUUAUAUGCGCUCAUGAAUAUGAACAAUGGAAUGGCUCAUGGCCCGGACAAGAUGCCUGUUAAACUACUAAAGUUGUUAAACGAAGACCAUUGGUGCUUACUAAGCUUUUUAAUACAGUCUAUGAAACAGGAGAAAUACACUGAAAUUAUUUGUAAAAAUUAUACACAAGGCAUUUGACAGAGUUAGGUACCUAUCUACAACCAACUCAUGACAAUUUUGAAACAAAAACAAAUUGACAAGCGAGAUAUAAGAAUAAUAGGAAACUUAUUAUAACCAAACAGUGCACAUAAAAAUUAACACAAAAACGGAGAACAUCAAAAUUAACAGAGAAAUACGGCGAGGUUGCAUUAGUUAUUAGGUAUGCAAGAGGUAUUAGAUAACGAAACAGCUGGCGAGGUAGUAAACCGAUUACCUAUUAAUAAUUUGAGGUAUGCAGAUGAUACCGUCUUAAUGGAAUGGCAGAUAAUGGCUUAUACGUCAAGUUUACUUUAUUGUUUAAAUAUGAACUUAUAUAAAACUAUGUGUCUAAUCUUUACCAAGAAACCAAAUAAUAAGACCUAACCAACUAUCAUAAGGAUUAACUACGCAGACAAAAUUACGAUUGAAGAAAUUUUGCGAAGACUUUCAAAAGAAAGAGAACUAAAAUACCUACGAUUAAAAAGAUUCGUACAAUGAUUCGCCAUAUUCUUUGACACCAACUUGUGAAGGAUCUACGGAAGAUAGGGAAAAUCCCCCAACAAGGUCCAGAAUUAAAGAAAAAAAUUAUUGAUUAUUACUUCUUUUUAUAAAUAUGAUAAUGUGAAAGUUAUUAAAUAAAAACUGUUCUUUGACUUCUUCGUAAAAACCAGUGGAAAAAUAUCGAAAAUAAAACUCAAACAAAAAUUUAGCCCGUUUGAUGAAGACAAGAGUUUCAGUUUUCUUUUUAUUUUUUAAGUUCUAGAAAACACACACAAAACGUUAACUGAAAUGUACGUUUAAUGGAAAACAGCCAUAUUAACAUAUUUGGUCAAUAUCGCAUCCCUUAUUAAUUCUCUCGCGCUACGCCCCUGGUCAGCAGUAAUUUAAUGGUGGCAACAUUGAAAUUUAAUUGUUGUCUUGGUUUGUUUUCGUUUUCUGUUUUUUAUUGAAAGAUUGAAGUAAAUGUAAAAUAUGGCAGUUGAGAUCCAAGUAAAUAACCAUCCGAUUUUAGCCAUCCACAGAUCUAUAUGCAGAAUUUGUUUAAAUACUACAGAACCCUUGAAUUUGUGGCAAGAUUACGAGAAUUUAAAACAGUUGUUUGAAAAAAUAACUGGUAUAAAGAUUGAAGGUGUGAAAGGGGUUGACAGAUAUAUUUGCACAAAGUGUGUUGGACAACUUCAAAAUAUUUAUCAAUUUAUAGACAAAGCAACUUAUAACGAUAGUUUAAUUAAAGACACAUUGCAUUUUUGUGAUAUUACACCUUUUGGGAAUACACAAAUAGAAAUACACCAUGAUGACAGAGACAGAAACGAUCUUCAUCAAUCUUCUCAAAAUAAUAAUUUGAAUGGAACUGAGUCCCAUAUAGACUUGACUGAAGAUAGCCUUGAAGAAAUAAUACAGAUUAAAUGUGAAAAUGAUGAUGAUAUUAAUGAAGUAAGAUCAUCUGAAGCUGAUGAUUGUUUUAUAGAGGAAAAUUUCGCAAUUAAUGAUACCGAUUCUAAACUGGAGUCUGCAGAUGUAAAGCCUUAUAUGUAUCAGUUUUCAAAGAAAACCACGGACACCAACACAGAUCAUACAAUGACCUUAAGACGUAAAAGAACCAAAUCUAAUAAACUACGUGUACCGGACUACUUACGGCCGUUCGAAUGCCCCAUUUGUUCGCGCAGGUUCACCCAGAAGGGGAACAUGCACACCCACAUGAGACUCCACACGGGCGAAAUGCCGUUCCAAUGUACUUUUUGCUCGGAUAGAUUUCGCCAACUCAGCAAUCUAAACCAACACAUCCUUACUCACACUUCCAACAACAAAGUCUGCAGUAUAUGUCUAAGGAAGUUCGAAACGGACGAAGAACUCAUACAGCACAGGUCUACGCAUGCGCUGGAAAACAAACAGUACGUGUGCUAUGUGUGCUCGAAGAGGUUUAGCUACCAGUGGAGUUUGAGCAGUCACUUGCAGAUACAUAAAAAGGGUACUAAAAAUGAGAGUAAUUUGGAAGACACGGCAGGAGAAGACAAGGAAGUGGUGGUUUUGAUACCAUGAAAGAUUUCUUGGAAUUACUUGUGUUUAUUAAAGUCUUAAAAAGCAGGUGAACGAUUUUCACAAACUGUUUAUAUCAGUAGAAGUUUUUUGUACAGUUCAAAUGAAACAGCAAUAAACGAUUAUUCAUAAACUGUUAUCGAAUGUUCUUCUCUCUUGCUGUUGUUUAAAGGCAAAGAGGUGUACAUAAUGCAGUAAACUGCAUGUUGUUUAUGAUAUGCUAUUAAUGACGUCACGCUGUAAAAUUAUACUCAAUUACAGUACAACUAUGUUAAAAAUUUAAGGCGACCCUCAAAAAGAUGCACAAAAAACCAAAGUUACGAAGAGGGCGCUUUCUCUAAAGAAUGCCAAGAAACAAAAAGUGUUUAUUUUUGCCAAAUUUACCUACAAAAAGUUUUUCAAUAAAAAGUUUUUAACUUUUUUUAUUUUGCAAUAAAUUGUUAUUAUAGUUCAAACCAAUCCCUUCUUUCAGUGCGUCACCGUUUAUCGAAUUCUCCCUAACGCAUUAAGGUGGAAUUACAGAAAAAAGGUACGUCUGGGAUUAUUAUACAUAGAACUUAAAAAGUUAUGUAUUCGUUCACGGGUAGUUGCAUAUUAAAGCAACUUCUACUUAUGGGUGUAUAAUAAUAGGGAACUUGCACAUUUUUUUAUUACAUAAUAAUGUUCAGUUUUCUUUAAAAAUGAGAUUUCCAAAAUUUCACGCUUCAAAAACUCAUAAUAACUUAGAAGUACAAAUUUAAAAUCUUCUGUGUAUUUAAAAUAGUUCAAACUACCCGUGACGUCACAUAAUUAUACUUUAUUUAUGUUUAUGGCUAUGUUUAUAUUUUAAUGACAUUAAUCGUAUGUCAUUGCAUAUGUCAUUGCAUAGCAGUUUGUUGAGAUUUGAGUUUGAUACGGUUUUUGAAGGAAAGGAAAGAAGGUUUACUAUGGAAAAUAAAAGAAAACACUAUAAGUGUUGUUUAGUGCCAUUUUGUAAAAGUACAACUAUUAAAAACCCCAAUAAAAUAUUUAUUGGAUUACCAGCCGAUAAAAAACGGCUAUUGAAGUGGUUACUUGCAUGCCGAAAAAACGUUUAAAAUAUUUCAGUUAAUACACAAGGUCUUCAUGUAUGUCAAGAUAAUUUUAUCGUAAACAUAAUGGCUGUUGUCUGCUAACAAAAACACUUAAAUAUUAGUUCGAAAUUGUCUUAACAAAAACACUCAAAUAUUGGUCAGAAAUAGCAACUAUCAAAAUAUUUAUAAAACUGAGUGUCAGUGUCAAAACGAAUGCCAAACCUACUUAAUUAAUGGCCAGGACAUCCAAUACUACAAUGAUAAUAUGUGGUCACGACCAAUAAGGGCGCGUUUUGCGCCCUCAGUGUUUAAUCGUGUUUAGGGGCCAAACGAAAGACAAAAAAAGCUUUUUUUCUUUGAUAUAUGUUUUAAGUUAUGUUCUGUUGUGAUUUAUAGCAUUUUUUUUUCGAAUUUAAAAUUCUAAGCAAUUUCCCUAUUGGUUGACCUCUAGAAUACGCUAAAUCGAUAACCAAUCAACGAUAUGAAUAAAGAUAAUUUGACGCAAAAGUUCUCGAUCGUGACAGUAGAUUCACAAUGUCAACGGGUAAAAUGAAAAUUGUCAUUCUAGGUUAGUAUAUUUCGACCUUAGAAUAUAAAAUAAACAGGAAGGAGUCUGUCAUAUAUCAACAACACCUUAAAUUUCUAGCGGAACCGGCCAUCUUUAACGUCUGUGGAUGACUCAUAAGUUUUUGUCAACGAGGUAGAAGGUGUUUGUGUAUUGGAUCAGCUGUGUGCAUAGGCGUACCAUCUGGUAAAGCUCCUGUAUAUGCAAUCAAUUAUCUGAAGUUAUUAGUAUAAUAAAAUGUUAUUUAACUGACUUUUAAACAAAAUAUUAUAUUAAUACGUAUUUUCUCUUGAUCUAUAGCUGUUUGUUUAACAUCAAAGAUGUAAUAAAAUCGUUAAGAAUUUCUUUUCUUUCCUUUUUCAAAAGUACGUCACUGGAGAUAGAAAGGAAAUCUGGCAGCUGAUCGCCAUUUGCAACCUCCUUCCUGACUCGAAAUCAUUUCGCAUUGUACUCCUUCCUGGUUUAUUUCAUAUUCUAAGAUUUCGACAUUGUAUAAUGAAAAUUGUAUUUUAUAUUUAUUUAUGUUUUCAUUAAAAUAUCUUAAAUAUUAAUAUUCUGGCAAAUAUUUCUAUAAAUAUAAAUAUUCUGGACAGUCAGAUUUAACUAAACUGUCAAUGAUUCGCGACAUUCUUAAAAUCCUAUAUAAUGUCAAAAUUAAUGACACAUUGAAAGAAGAGUUUGGUUUGAACUAUACCAGAUUAUCUGCUAUUCAUACAAAAAAAAAAUAUUUAGUUUUUUUGUUUCAAAUGAUAUAAUAAAUAAUCGAUUACCUACACUGGUUUGCAUAAGUAGUUAUUGGUGGUGCGCCUGUCACUUAUUAUUAGGCAUAUCACUACAUUGCAUAGUUAUAUUGUUACUCUUAGAAUUUUUUUUUAAUUUCGUAUUUCAUUAAGGGAAUAGGCGCAAAAUUUCAGCUCCAAUGCUAUUUAAACGCAUUCAUUUUUUUCGCAUGCUGAGAAAACUAAUAAGUAUUUUUGAAAAAUUUAAAAUAAGUCACAGGGGUGAAAAAGAAGAGAAAAUUUAGUAUGAUUUUUAAUUUCAAAUAUAUCAUUCAAAAGAAACUUUUUGAUUAUUCUAAGGGACUUUCUAACCUCGAUAAUAAUGUAGUAUUUCAUUCUGCGUUUAAAUUUUUCAAAAAUAUUUAUUAGUUUUUUCAGGAUUCGAAAAAAAUGAACACCAUGUCUGUGGUGAUAUUUUCCAUAUCGAACAUUCGCUAUCUUUGUCAUACAAUGCACUCAUUCGAACAGAAUGUGUGACAAGACAGUGAAAAACAAGGCUACUAAAUAUUUGAUAUGGCUUCAGGAAUAUUUUGAGUUGUUUAUUAAAUUAUAUUGAUAGUGUAUCUGAUAAUUAAUUGAUUUAAGACAUGAAAUUAAUAAAAAGUUUUUUAUUGUUUAUUAUGUAUGGAAGAUCCAAUCAGAGAAUACACCAGAAUAUAUUCUGCGAUCCAAGUAUUUUGAUGUUAAAGAUGUUCUCCAAAUUUAUCUAAGCGUUCCAUAGUAUCAAUAUAUUAUGAAAAAAAUAACUUUUUCUCUUUUCUGGAGUAUUAGUUUUUAUUGCAUAGUAUAUAAAUUAUUGUAAUAACUGAAUACAUAGUUAGUGGAAAAAUAAUCAUAUUAAUUAACUGAAUUAGUAAUUGAAGCGAUUAAACAAGUAACGGUUAUUCAAGAACAUUCAAAAGCCAUCUCAAUGAUUAGAAUUUUACGACAUGUAAUUUAUCGUGUAAAGAAAGAAAAAGAAGGGAUAGCUGUAAAAUAUUUGCGCCUACGCUCUUAAUAAAUCAAGGUCGAUAUUAUUUUUCAGACCAAAUACAUGGAAUACUAAUAUAAAAAAAUGCAGCAUGACGUCACAAUAAUAUGGCGUACUACAAUUUUUGUCGUACUAAACUUUCUGCAAUAUUUGUACCUACAUGUAUAAUAUUUGCUUCGUGUAGUAUAAUAUACGAUUUGAAGAUUCUCUUCCGUUCUGAUCUUUUUAGUGGUCAAUGUGAUACAUAUGAUGAAAUAUUUUUCUUUUAUUUAAAUGUGUGAACGAAUCAAUUGUUAAUUUCAUUUUUUUGUGUAAUGAGUGUGGACUUUUGUGUUUCUAUGUAGAUCGAAUACUUGGGAAUAAAUAAAUGAGUAAAGACUGA